Messenger RNA from Phalaenopsis equestris, 3254 nucleotides. Its product is annotated as vacuolar protein sorting-associated protein 41 homolog. The coding region runs from base 320 to 3139 and encodes 939 amino acids. Gene Ontology annotation, cellular component: late endosome; HOPS complex. Gene Ontology annotation, biological process: cellular response to starvation; macroautophagy; endosomal vesicle fusion. The transcript has 21 exons. Gene Ontology annotation, molecular function: protein binding. Lineage: Eukaryota; Viridiplantae; Streptophyta; Magnoliopsida; Asparagales; Orchidaceae. The record is from RefSeq and is a predicted model, not a curated record.
UUCCGCUCUCUCCUCUCUGCACGUAGCACUUUCCUCUCUUCAAAAACCGGCGCCAGCUUCACUCCCCCUCUCCUGGCCUCCCGGUUUCGACCGAACCCUCAGCGAUACAGUCUCGAUUAGAGAUAAAGGGGAAGGCAACACCGGAUCGCGGCGUACAGAGACCCCAAAUUCCCAUCUUUUUCCUCUUUCUGCUCCCAUCCUACCGGAAGCUUUAUUUACAGGGCUAAACAGUUCGCAUCGCAUUGGAUCGCUUCUCUCACUGUGGAGAAAGAAACGAGAAGAACGUUUGAAACUACAAAUUUCGACGUCGGCUGCGGUCAUGGCGUCGGAUCUUUCAUCGGAGAACGACGUAGAUGGAGAUGACGAAAGGGAGGAGGAUGAUGAUGAAGAGGAGGAGGAGGAAGGGGACGAGGCAGUAGAGGAAGAGGAGGAACCAAGGCUUAAGUACCAGAGGAUGGGCGGGAGCGUGCCGUCCCUUCUUUCAACCGAUGCAGCGGCGUCUAUUGCCAUUGCUGAACGGAUGAUCGCCCUUGGGACACAUGAUGGCACCGUGCAUAUACUUGACUUCCAGGGAAAUCAGGUCAAAGAAUUCUCUGCUCAUAAUGCUACUGUCAACGACCUUUGUUUUGAUGCAGAAGGUGAAUAUGUCGGUAGCUGCUCCGAUGAUGGAUCUGUGGUUAUAAACGGCCUCUUCACCGAUGAAAGAUUGAAAUUUGAGUACCAUCGUCCAAUGAAAAGCAUAGCUCUGGAUCCAGAUUAUUCUCGAAAAUCUACUCGUAGAUUUGUUGCUGGAGGUUUAGCUGGUCAGCUUUUCUUGAACUCAAAGACCUGGCUAGGGUACAACAAACAGGUUUUACAUGAUGGUGAGGGUCCAAUACAUGCAGUUAAGUGGAGAACCUGUCUUAUUGCUUGGGCCAAUGAUGCUGGGGUGAAAGUUUAUGACAUGGUUAAUAAUGUAAGGGUUACUUUUAUUGAGAGACCUUACGGAAUUCCACGCCCAGAGCUUUUGCUUCCUCGUUUGGUCUGGCAGGAUGACAGUUUAUUAGUAAUUGGAUGGGGCACAAGUGUAAAGAUUGCUGCAAUAAGAACCAGCUCGCCAGGUGUCAAUGGGGUACAAAAAAACAUCCCCGCAUCAAGUGCAAAGUAUGUUGAUAUCGUGGCUUCUUUUCAGACUAGCUAUUCCAUAUCUGGUAUAGCUCCCUUUGGUGAUGCUCUAGUUGUAUUGGCCUACAUUCCAGAGAAUGUGAAUGGUGAAAAAGAUUUCCAUAGCACGAUGCCUUCACGCCAGGGAACUGCACAAAGGCCAGAAGUACGGAUUGUGACGUGGAAAAAUGAAGAACUUACAACUGAUGCUCUCCCAGUGCACGGUUUUGAGCAUUACAAAGCUAAGGAUUAUACUCUAGCACAUGCUCCAUUCACAGGAAGCAGUUAUGCGGGUGGUCAGUGGGCUGCCGGUGAUGAACCAUUGUAUUAUAUUGUUUCUCCUAAGGAUGUUGUCAUUGCCAGGCCUAGAGACGCUGAAGAUCAUAUUGCUUGGCUUCUUCAACACGGCUUUCAUGAAAAGGCUUUGGCUGCUGUGGAAGCGGGGCAAGGAAGGAAUGAGCUGCUUGAUGAGGUGGGAUCCAGAUAUCUUGACCAUCUGAUUGUCGAAAGAAAAUAUGCUGAAGCAGCAUCCUUGUGUCCUAAAUUGCUUCGUGGUUCAGCCUCAGCAUGGGAGAGAUGGGUUUUUCACUUCGCUCAUCUGCGGCAGCUUCCUGUUUUGGUUAGUUACAUGCCUACAGAAAAUCCCCAACUAAGUGAUACUGCUUAUGAGGUUGCACUUGUUGCAUUAGCAACUAAUCCUUCUUUCCAUAAUGUCUUACUGGCAACUGUUCGGUCAUGGCCGCCUACCAUAUAUUCCUCGUUGCCUAUUAUUUCUGCAAUUGAAUCGCAGCUUAGUACUUACUCUACAACCAACUUAUUAAAAGAGGCAUUAGCUGAAUUAUAUGUUAUCAACUGUCAAUAUGAGAAGGCUCUUGCUUUAUAUGCUGAUUUAUUGAAACCGGAGAUAUUUGAUUUCAUUGAGAAAAAUAAUCUACAUGAUGCAAUUCAUGGAAUGGUUGUGCAACUCAUGAUGCUUGACAGCAAAAGAGCAGUGCUUUUGCUGAUACAUCAUCGUGAUAUUAUUCUUCCUUUUGAAGUAGUUGAACAAUUGCUGAAUGUUCAUGAAAGUUACGAUACAAAAUACUUUUUGCAUUUAUACCUUCAUUCAUUGUUUGAAAUUGAUGUCAAUGCAGGAAAAGAGUACCAUGACUUGCAGGUAGAGCUUUAUGCUGACUAUGAGCCACGAAUGCUGCUCACAUUUCUUCGUAUAAGUCAACAUUAUAAGUUAGACAAGGCAUAUGAUACAUGUGUCAGAAAAGGUUUGCUCAGGGAACAAGCCUUCAUUUUAGGAAGGAUGGGCAAUGCUAAAAAGGCUCUUGCAGUUAUUAUAGAUAAAUUGGAAAAUAUAGAGGAGGCUGUGGAGUUUGUUUCUACGCAGCAAGAUGAUGAAUUAUGGCAGGAGUUAAUCAGACAAUGUCUACGCAAACCUGAAAUGGUUGGAAUGUUAUUAGACCAUACAGUUGGUAAUCUGGAUCCACUUUAUAUCGUGACUACGGUGCCUAAUGGAUUAAAAGUACCUCGGUUGCGAGAUCGCUUGGUCAAAAUCAUCACCGAUUACCGAACAGAAACUUCUCUAAGAAAGGGAUGCAAUGAAAUUCUCAAGGCUGACUGUGUUAACCUUCUGAUCAAGUACUACAAAGAGGCUCAGCGUGCAGUGUGCAUGGGAAGCACAGAAGAGGAAAAACAUGCCAAGGUGGAGGAGAGCUCAUCAACCCAAGAGAGCCGAAGAGGAUCAAAUGCUAUGUCGGUCGAACUGAAAUCAAGAACUAGGGGAAGCGGAAGGUGUUGCUUAUGUUUUGAUCCAUUUUCAAUCCAAAAUGUGUCUGUCGUCGUGUUCUUUUGUUGCCAUGCAUAUCACCUCACCUGUCUCACAGGGGGCUCAGAUUCAGUUUAUAUGGAAAGUCGAGUUGUUAAUAGUGAUGAUGAUGAGGAUGAGGAUGCCCCAUCUGGGGGAUCACGAAUUCGGUGUGUGUUGUGCACAACAGCUGCUGGUUGAGUGAUGUUCGUGUGUUUGUUUUUAUGUGAAUUUUGUUGAGUGCUCUUCUCCAUGCAAUUCUUUCCUCAUUCAGGCCGUGCAUUUAAAUUGUUUUGUGCAUUAGCUUUUCUCUCAU